This is a messenger RNA of Ogataea angusta, 1806 nucleotides long. RefSeq lists its product as uncharacterized. The transcript has a single exon. NCBI's taxonomy places the organism in Eukaryota, Fungi, Ascomycota, Pichiomycetes, Pichiales, Pichiaceae. Gene Ontology annotation, cellular component: Mon1-Ccz1 complex; fungal-type vacuole membrane. The record is from RefSeq and is a predicted model, not a curated record. The coding region runs from base 1 to 1806 and encodes 601 amino acids. Gene Ontology annotation, biological process: vesicle-mediated transport; protein targeting to vacuole.
AUGGACCCUAUCGCACUCCACGAAAAUUACAUCCACCGGGAUUCCAUCUCGAGCGGCGAGUCCGGCCAAUUCGAUCGGCCACAGGUCGCCAGAUUGGCCGCACAGAAGUCGCAGGUUUCGCUCGUAUCCAAUUCUUUGGUUUUGUCGCGUCCUCCAGAGAGCACCAGUGGUGUCACGUUCGUCUGUUCCCAGCCAGACAACGCCAGUAUGGCAGCCAGCAUGGAGGCCAGUAUCGGUGGGACCAUCUUCAGUGACAGUGAGACUGCAUUUCAUAGCUUGCCAGAAACCCAGCCUACUAUUGACCUGGGUUUCAGGCCGCAGAAGGCAGACAUGAACGACAGCGAAAAUGCCUUCUUCGUGCAAAACAAGCAUUUUUUUAUCCUUUCGGUUGCUGGUAAGCCGAUCUACUCGAUGCACGGAUCCGACGAGAUUCUCACGGUCCACGCAGGUAUUAUUCAGACGAUAGUUUCCUAUUUCGAGUUCAACCCGGACGGCGAAACGGAGCAGCUGCGCACUUUCACGUCUGGCGACGAGAAUAAAACGCGCUUCUGUUUCCUGAACAAAGCGCCCAUCAUCCUAAUGGCAAUUUCGUCUCUCGAUGAAAGUGAGCUGCAGCUGAAUCAGCAGCUGGAUUUUCUCUACAACUUCCUUCUCACGAUCCUGAGCAAGCCUCACAUAGAUAAAGUAUUUCGGAAAAGAGAUAACUUUGAUCUGCGUAAGUUGCUCGGAAAGGCAGACAUAGCCUGUUUGGACUCAAUAUGCAACGAUCUCGCUAAUUUCAACAACCCAGGGCUUAUCAUUGGCGGUUUGGAAUGCCUAAGGAUGCGCAAGUCUGUGAGACGACGAAUCGAAAAUGUGCUGCUUGCUGAAAAAUCGGAAAAUCUACUUUAUGCGCUGCUAGUGGCUCCUGGUGGAAGACUUGUCACCGUGUUACGUCCGCGUCGACAUACUUUACACACGUCGGAUCUGCAAUUGCUGUUUUCCAUGAUUUUCAACACAAACACAUUUAGAUCGACGCCUGAGGGAAACGAAACUCAACAGCUUGCAUCCAACGAAGAAUUCUGGGUUCCUAUAUGCUUCCCAAAAUUCAAUCCUAAUGGAUUUCUCUAUUCAUUUAUUCAGUUUGUGGAUUUGAAAGACGAGAAACUGAUGUACCUACAUGAUCUGAACAUGAGUGCGCUGGAACAGGACGCAAAUCCGGACUCGAGCAAAAUUACUGUCAUAUUGGUAAGCGCGUACAAAGACAGCUUUUUUGAGAUGAGGAAGAUCGCGAGCUCUAUCAUCAAGACCGUGAAGCUCAAUAGAACAAUAUACAGAGACCUAUUUAAGGCAGUCGUUGGCACACAAGGAGCUAACGGCGAAACGGGGGCAAGCUCAGGCAAGGUGGACCCAGUGGAGAUACCUGCGCCGCUAGUUCAGCAUUUUGUGUUCAAGAGCAAGAAACAUACACAGUUUGUUUUUUCAAAACUAGCACAUCAACGGGAGCCUGACGAGAAUAUGAGAGGGCAACUGAUGAUGCUCUAUGCAAAAUUGCACUCGCAAUUUAGUGGUGCUUCUCGAAUCACUGGCUCGCAGCAUGAUUCAGAUUUUUUGGAUGAAAGCCAUUUUAUCAACCUGGUCAGAUGGAAACACCAGAACGAUAACUUGGUGGGUUUCUUGAUUACCACCACCAAUUAUGAGCUCUACCUACUUACGAAUGGAGGCAUAAUGGACGAAAAAGUGCUGCUACGCUCAUGCAAAAAUAUAAUUAAGUGGUGCAAAAAAAAUCAAGAUCGUCUAUUCAUCUCCUCCGGUGCAGUGUUCUAA